AUGGUUGCUUCAGAGAACGAAAAAUUUUUUUAUAAUGACGGAAGUAAAUACACAUUUGAUUUUGAAAAAUUUAUCAAGAAUGAAUUAGGUCUUGGAAAGAAAACCGAUAUUGCAAGAAGACCUAAAGUAAUUUGUCAAGAUUAUCUUAAAGGAGCUUGUACUAGAGAUACAACUUGCAAAUACCAACAUAAGAUCAGAAAAAUUAUCGUAUGCAAACAUUGGUUACGCGGAUUAUGUAUGAAAGGAGAUGAGCGAUGCGAUUACUUGCACGAAUAUAAUUUGUCUAGAAUGCCCAAAUGUGUUUAUUAUACGUUACAUGGAGUUUGUAAUUCACCAAAUUGUAUUUAUUCACAUAAUGAUAUUGACUGUGAGAAAUGCUCGUGGUAUGACCGCGGUUUUUGUAAAAACGGGCCAACAUGUUUUAGGAAACAUGUAAAACAAAUUGCCUGUCAAUUAUACUUGGCCGGAUUUUGUCCUCGCGGUUCUAAUUGUCCUAAUGGACAUCCUAAAGCAGCUUCAAUCCGCGGACAUCACGAUUUAUUUUUACCAAAUAAAGAGAAGUAUAGGAUGAUGAAUUGUGUCAAGGACAAUAUGUCGAAAGUAUUUCGCGCUCAAAAUCGUACAUCUUAUCUUCGAAAAGAUAUUUUCUGCUUUAAUUGCGGAGAAAAAGGACAUUUCGCAAGAAAUUGCAUUUCUUAA
Funneliformis geosporum is the source of this 699-nucleotide messenger RNA. NCBI's taxonomy places the organism in Eukaryota, Fungi, Glomeromycota, Glomeromycetes, Glomerales, Glomeraceae. The record is from the annotation of a GenBank genome assembly.